Anoplopoma fimbria (sablefish) is the source of this 1052-nucleotide messenger RNA. It is a transcript of the gene nsmce1, whose product is annotated as NSE1 homolog, SMC5-SMC6 complex component. The record is from RefSeq and is a predicted model, not a curated record. Gene Ontology annotation, cellular component: Smc5-Smc6 complex; nucleus. The transcript is spliced from 8 exons. Gene Ontology annotation, molecular function: ubiquitin-protein transferase activity. NCBI's taxonomy places the organism in Eukaryota, Metazoa, Chordata, Actinopteri, Perciformes, Anoplopomatidae. Gene Ontology annotation, biological process: double-strand break repair via homologous recombination; DNA damage tolerance. The coding region runs from base 182 to 925 and encodes 247 amino acids.
AAGUAGACAAGAAGAAGAACCGGAAGCAUAACAGGAAGCGCGGAGUAAAGGAGGCUCGUCGGUGAACUUGUCAUCACUAUUCUGUCUACAGAAGCUCGUUUAUGCUAAAUAUUCAAACUUUGAACCGCAAAUAUCAGAGAUCAACCUUCACCUACGAGAUCCCCUUGGCCAGACCAGAGACAUGUCCAGACAGAUGGGAGACAGCCAUCGACGGUUCCUGCAGACCAUGAUGGCCAAUGGCAUCAUUGAUGAACAAGGGGCGAAGACGCUCCAUCAAUACAGUUGUGACACCCACAGCACACAGCACGUCCCUGACAAACUGGAUGAUUUCAUUGAUGCCAUCAACUCAAAGCUGCAGCCUUUGUUCAUGCAGAUUAGAAAAGGGAUGUCUGAAGACAGCGGUCACCAGUUCUACGCCUUGGUGAACAUGGCUGAGACCGAUGUCACCAGAAUGUCGUCAGAUUAUGCCGACAAUGAGCUGGAGCUGUUCAGGAAAACGAUGGACCUGAUCGUGGGCUCUGAGAAUGGCAAGGCCUCGUCCACUGACAUUCUGAACAGCGCCGACACCCUGACCACCAAGAAGCUGAAGAAGAGCGAGACAGAGCACCUCCUGAACCGACUCGUGCAGGACAAAUGGCUCAGUGAGAAACGGGGUGAAUACACUUUGUCCACCAGAUGUAUUAUAGAGAUGGAGCCAUACAUUCGUACGAUGUAUCAGGACCAAGUCAAAGUGUGCCACAUCUGUCACAACAUCGCCUUCCAGUGCCAAAUCUGUGAGAAACCUACUUGUGGAAUAAAAAUACACAACCCAUGUGUGGCCAGAUACUUCAAAGGAAGAGCAGAGCCGCGGUGUCCAGCUUGUGAAGACUUUUGGCCACAUGAAAUCCCUGAAGUCAGACGGCCCCAGUCUCAGUCCAGAAGAUGAGGACUUCAGCAUCAAAUGUUUUUUAUGUUUAUUAAACUUGUUUUGUUUUAAACAUAACUUUGUUAUAAACCCAAACUGUAAAUAUACAUUUCUUUAAAGUUAUUUUUACAAAAAUAAAUGAUAGUGU